AAGCCGGAAGUUGCUUGCUCAUAGCAGUCUUUCAAAGAUGGCUCUUGCUAGUGUGUUAAGCAGUGAUUGUGCGGAUUUUUCAUCUGAUUAUCGGCAGCCGUUCGCUUUCAGCUGCGGUUCCGAACUGACCGAAGGAGAACAUGAGGCCGUACCGGGAGAAAGUCUCAGUUUCUCCGUUAAGAACCCGCUGCUCGCUGCGGAUGAAGAUGGCGUUGAAAGGAAAAUAGAGUUUCUCCACGGAACAACCACAUUAGCAUUUAAGUUCCAGCAUGGAGUCAUUGUUGCGGUGGACUCACGGGCCACGGCGGGCUCCUACAUCGCCUCGCAGACGGUGAAGAAGGUGAUCGAGAUCAACCCUUACCUCCUGGGCACCAUGGCUGGAGGCGCAGCAGACUGCAGCUUCUGGGAGCGCCUACUGGCCCGCCAGUGCCGCAUCUACGAGCUGCGAAACAAAGAGCGCAUCUCUGUGGCAGCCGCCUCCAAACUGCUGGCCAACAUGGUGUACCAGUACAAAGGCAUGGGACUCAGCAUGGGCACCAUGGUGUGUGGCUGGGACAAGAGAGGGCCUGGGCUGUACUACGUCGACUCAGAAGGUAACCGGGUGUGUGGCGACCUGUUUGCUGUGGGAUCUGGCUCCAUGUACGCGUACGGCGUGAUGGACAGCGGCCUGCGGCAAGAUCUGACGGUGGAGGAAGCCUGUGAGCUGGGACGCCGCGCCAUCUUCCAGGCGACAUACCGUGACGCCUACAGCGGAGGACAGGUCAACCUGUACCACGUCCACAGUGAAGGCUGGACGAGGGUCUCCCAGGAUGACGUGCUGAUGCUGCAUCAGCAGUACAAAGAACAAGCGUAGCUGAUGAGAAAAAAGAAAAGAGUGGUUGGAGAGAAGAAAGUUUUCUAAAGUUUAGUCACCCAAAUGUUUCGAAAGGUUAACACAUAUUAAAAAGGACUCCACCUUCCAGUUUCACGACUUCUGUUACUUGUUGCUCCAGCUUUGUAUCGUGUUAACAGUGGCAGUAAGCUCCGCUCACCUUGUAAGGAUUAUAAUUUGAGGGGCUGCAGAGAGGCCGCCAAUGAUUCAUUCUUCCUUAAUGCAGUGUGGGAGUAGCGUGGUGCUCACCCUCUGUACCGUACUGUUCAGUUCAGAUCCUACCUUUUAAAACUGCAAUAUCUUCUACAAUAAAAAUGUGUUCUUUCUCUCGUG
Molecule: messenger RNA, 1204 nt
Organism: Cyprinodon tularosa
Lineage: Eukaryota; Metazoa; Chordata; Actinopteri; Cyprinodontiformes; Cyprinodontidae
Gene: psmb5
Product: proteasome 20S subunit beta 5
Exons: 3
Coding region: 38-853 (271 amino acids)
Cellular component (GO): proteasome core complex
Molecular function (GO): threonine-type endopeptidase activity
Source: RefSeq, a predicted model, not a curated record